UGAUCUCGGUAGAGCGGGGUUCAUUAGUCAGGAUACGGCUAAGAACAUUAAUAAGUCACGUGUAGUUACAUAAUCAAUACGGAUGCGGGAACGUGCGGGCAAGCGAGCGAUGGAACCUUGCGAUGAUUCGUUGAGGAAGCAGCGCAGCCAGCCAGCUUUUUUUCUCCACACAUCGCCCUCGAACAAUUGAGAGCUCCAACACCACCAGAGCAAUGGAUUCCUUAUCGCGGUCUGAGUACGCGGACAAGAUUUUGUCCUCGAUUUCGCCGGCCGAGGCAGUCACUCUUUUGGGUGAUCGGCUUCAGUAUGCGCGCAAAGCUAAUGAAGAGCUUGCUAAUUGGAUUGAGGAGCGCUACCGAAUCGAGCUGGAGUACGCAACCGCGCUCGCAAAGCUCUCCUCCCGCAAUAUCUCAGCAGAUGUUCAGGAAGCGGGCCUGGGUUCGUUCGCCGCCGUUUGGGGAAAAGUCGCAGAGUCGACAAAUACCUUGGCGGGUGCGUCGCAGAGCUUUGCAAACAAGCUCCAGGCGGAGAUUAUCCAUACCCUCAAGCGCCAUGCUUCUUUGGACGGAGGAGACCGCGAGUGGUCCGAGAUGCGCAUGAUCCAGACGAAUCUCGCGACUUUGGCCGAUGAUGUUGCGUCUGCGGAGGAGAAGGUUGAAAAGUACAAGCGUAAGGGGUCGAGCAAGAUUGCAAGCGCACAUGCGGGCGUCAAUGAGAUUGUGGCCGAGUGGGACUCGCAGGCGCCUUUGGUGUUUGAGAAGCUGCAAGGCCUCGAUGAGACGCGGCUCAUGAUGCUGAAAGACACUCUGACCAGAUAUCAGACCUCUGAGGUUGACAAGGCCCAGCGAAUUGUCUCGAUCUGCGAGGGAAAUCUCAAUGAACUGCUCUCGUUCGACCCCGCGGACGAGAUCAAGAUGUACGCCGUCCAGGUUCAGACGAACGGUCUUCCGCAUAGAAGCACCCGCCAGACUUCGCUCGCCCUCGUCGGUACUCACGGAGCAGGCACUGGUAGCAGAGCAGCACCGCCACCUCCACCCCACGGACACGGCCGUCCCUCUUCGCAGCAGUUGCAGCAGGCUGCGGCCCGAACUAGCUCGCUUAACGCCCUUUCGUCGCCAUCGUCGUCCAAGCGACGGUCGUCUGUGGCCACUGAAGAUUCAGUAACGCCGGCUACACCAGGAAAGUCUAGAUUCAACCGAAUGUCGACAAUACUGCGCAAGUCCGAGACCGGUGGCCGCCGCUUGUUUGGAUCGUCAAAGGACAAGAAGAACAAGCACCAUAUGGAGCAGAUUGAUGUCCGCGAGUCGGCGGAGACCAGCAGUCUUGCUUCAAACCGGUCGUCGCAGUACGCAAGCUUCUCGGGCCCGACUGGUCGCAAUACUACGAGCGGCGCGGUUCCGGUUGCGCCUGCGCAGGUUGUUCCUCCUGCGGCGAUGACGCAGACGCCUAGCUAUAGCUCUUCUGUGUUUAACAGUGGUAUGAACGGCCACGGCGAUGACCCGGAUGCGAUCAACAUCAUUGGCACGUCGCAAGCCCAGCAGCAGCAGCCGCAGCCCACAGUGACGAGCAUUCCUACUCCUGCGGAACCAGCUGUUGCCGUGCGAGAGUCUGAGGUCGAUGAUGAGGGAUACUCGAUUCCUCCGCCGGUGGCCAAGGGCUCGGCAGUGGCUGAGAUGGACGAGACGUAUGGCGAGCUUCAGCAAGAGACGGGCCAUGCUCUGGCGAUUGACAUCCAGUCGACGCCUCUGAAGGAUGAGCAAGACGAGGAGCAGGCGGCACGUGAGCGUGUGGCGUCAAGCCUUCGGAUGAAGCCUACGGUGGCAGCAAGCAGAAGCAUGCGCGGCCGACGGGGCGAGAACGCCGCGUCGAAGCUGUAUCCUGGCGGGGUGCCGAGCCUGGCUGGUGAUGUUCCUGCGCUUCCUGUGGGUCUGACAAAGAUCAUGAACAAUGGCCAUGGUGUGCCACCACCGCCUCCGCCGGCAUCGCACAGAGGAUCGCUGGAGACUACACGGGUUGAAGAAAAGGCCCAGUCACCGGUGGAGAAGUCGCUGCCUCCAAUUUCGCCGACUGAGGAGGACGAGUUCCAUAAUGCUUUGGAGGAGAGAGUGCCGACGCUGCCGGUUGCUGAGGACGAGAGUGCGCCUUUGACUGGUACGGCGGUGACGACCGAGAAGGAGAUCUCUACUCCGGUCGUGGACGACGAGGGUGAUGAGGAUGAAGAUGAUGAGGAGGUGGAGACCGCAGAAGAGGAAGAGGAAGCUGUGGAGACGGCGGAGCCAGUGAUCCCGAUACUGCCGGAUCUGACGUCGAGUAUCGUGGAGACUGUGAAUGUGUCACUUCACGGCGGCGAGCCGUCGCGGGUGCUGAUUGUGGGCGACAUUGCGCUUUCGUACUCGGGCUCUGCGACGAAGCCUGUUCCUCUGCGGUUGAUGGGCACGGAGACUUUGGAUCGCGUGCACCCGAGUGCGCAGGUGAUUACAUCGGUCGAGGACGACGACGACGAGGAGGACGGAUAUGUUUUGCAUCCGGACCGGCUGUCGUCGGUGCCGACGAUUACGUUCAAAUACUCGGUUACGAACGCGGAUUACGUGCCGAUUAUUGUGAAGCCGUCGUGGAAGUUUGAGCCCCACCAGACGUCGGUGAUUAUCCGGUACGUGCUGAAUCCGUCGUAUCCGGCGGAGGAGCUGGUGCUGAGCGACAUGAGUUUGGUGGUGAGCAUCGAGGGCGCGCCGGCGACGGCGGCGCAGAGUAAGCCGCCGGGAGUGUUCAACCGGGAGGCGGGACAUUUGGCGAUCGUGCUUACGUCUGCGGAGACGCCGGAGAUCAGGCUACGCAAGGGCGUGGAAGGCAACGCGCUUGUGCGGUUCUGGACCGACGGGCAGGCGAAGGAGGGCAAUGGCGGCCGCGGAGGAGUGAGCUUAGCGUUUAGAUAUGCGCCGGAGGACAGCGCGAGCGGAUUGUUGGUUGAGAUCAAGGACGCGGUGGAUCAGAAGGAGAGCGACCCCUUUGCGGACGAGAGCGAGGGGGAGUGGGCGGCUGUGCCUGCGAUUCGGAGUAUUGUGAGCGGGAUGUAUUUUGCAAGCGAGUAAGUGGGAGUGAAGGGCGAAGCGAGGCGAGCAAGCGAGGAGGUGGUGGAAGGGGGUUAAGGAAGGAGAAGAGGAAGAAGUUAAUUAGAGCUGUGUACUUUAUCAAUGUUUUCAUUUAUACUGUUUUGUCUGCUGUUGCUAUGCUACAACCACUUUGAAUGGUAUGCCGAGUCCUAGUUUUGUUUUGUUUUGUUUUGAUGUUUAUGUUUUUGGAGAAG
Myxozyma melibiosi is the source of this 3304-nucleotide messenger RNA. Its product is annotated as Muniscin C-terminal mu homology domain-containing protein. Gene Ontology annotation, cellular component: cytoplasm; plasma membrane; cell division site. NCBI's taxonomy places the organism in Eukaryota, Fungi, Ascomycota, Lipomycetes, Lipomycetales, Lipomycetaceae. The record is from RefSeq and is a predicted model, not a curated record. The transcript is spliced from 3 exons. Gene Ontology annotation, biological process: septin cytoskeleton organization. Bases 213 to 3089 code for a protein of 958 amino acids.